AUGCCUCGCAAUAAUUUGUAUGGGACAUUUUCUAAUGAUCAAGAUACCCCUGCUACAACACACUCUCCAAGAAAUCGUGAAUCAUCCUUCUCAGCCCCCAUAACUGAAGAACAAACUCCACUCGAUAACGACAUGAUACGAAAUGAUAUUCGAGAUAGUCCACCCCAGCAACCUUCAUUCCGACAUAGAAGUAGUACCAUAACAAGUAUAGUAAGCGAUGGCUAUCAUAUCGUGAAAGAGCAUAUGGAUAAAGAAAAGUUCAUAUAUUUGAUACUGACAUCAAUAAUGAUAUACUUCAGUUUCAUCGUUGUGUUUGCUCCAAGAACAUCAUUAUCCAGAGAUUUUAGAAGAUUUCAUUCAACUAAAUUGACUACUGCUGAAAUUUACAGAAUAUAUUUGGAUACUUUCCAGAGCGGUAGACCUCAUUUGAUUGCUGAUCAUUUGGAAACGCUGAAUGAAUUGAAUAAUAGAGAUGAUAGAGAGAGUCAAAUUUUAGAAUUUAUGGUAAAACAAUUCAAAGAUUUGGAAUUUAUACCGAAGAUUGAGAAUUAUUAUCCUUGGGUCACUGAACCAAUUUUAACAUCUGUUAGUUUAUUAGAUGGCGAGAAUACAAUUUUCAAUGCUGCUAUGAUGGAGGAUUGUCUUCUUGAAAAAAAGGGAGACAAUGACCCCAAGAAUGAUCAGCAUCAACGAUAUAAAGGAGGAUUCCAUGCGUAUUCUCCAAACGGGCUAGUCACUAAUCAAUACAUUUACAGCAAUUAUGGGACUCUAGAAGAUUAUAAAUUAUUAUUAGAGAAUAAUAUUGACAUUGAAGGAAAAAUACAUAUAAUACGACAAGGUCAAUUAUUAAAUGGACUAAAAGUUAAGAAUGCCCAAUUAUAUGGUGCUUCGGGAGUUAUCCUUUAUAGGGAUCCCCAUGAUGAUGGGAAUAUUACGAGAGGACAUGGAUUUGAAGAAUACCCUGAUGGGCCAGCAAGAAAUCCAAGUAGUAUUGAAAGAGAUACUGUUCAAUAUUUUUUUAAUUCACCAGGUGAUCCGACAACGCCAGGUUAUCCAUCGAAAUUCCCGAAUAUGGAACACUUAUCGCCAACAGGUAAAAUCCCAAGCAUCCCCUCUGUUCCGAUGAGUGCUAGAGAAAUCCAACCAAUAUUAGAAACAUUAACUAAUCGAGGGUAUCGAUUUUUGAACGACAGUAAUAUUCAAGGCUUCCAAGGGUUCUCCGGACCGUCACCACCAAAUUUACAAGUGAGACUUUAUAACGAACAGACACAUACCAUUAAAGAAAUAUCAAAUGUUGUUAUUACUAUUCCUGGAAUUCUCACUGGUGGGGAUGUAAUUAUUGGAGCUCACAGAGAUACGUGGGGAGUUGGUGGAGUCAGUAGAUCUUUUAGUGGUACUGCAAUUUUGUUAGAAAUUGCUCGAGGAAUGAAAGAAUUAAGGAAAAAAGGCUGGAUCCCAUUAAGAACUAUCAAGCUAAUUAGUUGGGAUGGUAAACAGCCUUCGAUGAUUGGAUCCACUGAAUUUAUAGAAGAACAUAUGGCCCUCUUGAAGAGAAAUGCUCUGGUAUAUUUGAAUCUCGACCAUGCCGUUUCAGGAACACAGUUUACUUGUUCGGCGAAUCCUUUAUUGAAUGAUAUCAUCUAUAAGACUGCAAAGAUGACAAGCUUUAAAAAGGAAGAAGAUCAUACUCUCUAUGAAGAAUGGACGAAAGCUUCGAACAACACAAUCGAUAUCAUUGGAGGGGAUUCCGACUAUAUGGGUUUUCAGCAUUACUUAGGAAUACCUUCGGCUACUUUCGCCUUUGAAAACAAUGGAAUCAAUGAUCCAAUUUCUCAUGUUGGUUCAGCGUAUGAUUCGAUUGAAUGGCUUCAAGGUUCAAUGGAUGUCGAUUUUAAGCUACACAAUACUAUGGUCGAAUUUAUUGGAUUAUUGUCUCUAACAAUUGGAGAAAACGAACUAGCAAGUUUUAAGACGCAUCAUUAUUUGAACGCAAUUUAUUCAACAUACAAUAUCCUUGUGGAAUCACUCUCGAAAAUUUUCCCGAAUGAUGAUCAGUUAUUAAAAUCAGCAAAAAAUGUUGCUGAAAUUCUUGAUUUGAUAACGUGGAAAGAUAGUAUAAACUUCGAUAAACAAAAUACACUGCUGCGUGAUGAUUGUAGUAGAGAUUUCCCCGUUUGGUCUCUAUUCAAAAAAUUCAAAAUUUAUAUUCGUUUAACUAGGGCCAACAACAAACUGAAACAGCUAGAUCAACUAUUUAUUACACAAAGAGGAUUAAAGGAUAGAUCAUGGUUCAAACAUUCUAUCCUAGCACCUGAUAAGUUUAUUGGUUUCAAAGGAGACGUUUUACCAGGUUUGCAUGAAGCAAUGAUUUCAAAAGAUAGAGACGAAGUGUUACAAUGGCUUACUUUGUUAUCAAGUCAAUUCACCAAUGUCAGGUAUUUAUUACAAUAG
Molecule: messenger RNA, 2451 nt
Organism: Naumovozyma dairenensis CBS 421
Lineage: Eukaryota; Fungi; Ascomycota; Saccharomycetes; Saccharomycetales; Saccharomycetaceae
Gene: VPS70
Product: putative zinc metalloprotease
Exons: 1
Coding region: 1-2451 (816 amino acids)
Molecular function (GO): carboxypeptidase activity
Source: RefSeq, a predicted model, not a curated record